Molecule: messenger RNA, 1044 nt
Organism: Zingiber officinale
Lineage: Eukaryota; Viridiplantae; Streptophyta; Magnoliopsida; Zingiberales; Zingiberaceae
Exons: 5
Coding region: 495-890 (131 amino acids)
Molecular function (GO): nucleic acid binding
Source: RefSeq, a predicted model, not a curated record
CAAAUUUUAGGAACAAAUCCAUGAUUUAAGAAUCCUCAAUUCAGAAUUCGUCCCAAUCUGGGACGAAUCCUCAAUUUGUCGCCAAAAACCCCUAAAAUCGUUCCAGAUCUCCGUUCCUUUCCUUUGCCACUCGUGUUUUCUUCUCUCGGCGGUGGCUGCAGCGAUCUUCGGCGGCGGUGACUGCGAUCUCCAGCGGCGUUGGCAGUGUGUCUUGGUAAGUCCCUCUCUUCUCCCCUCUCUCCCCUCUCCCCUCUCCCCUCUCCUAUCUCCCCUCUCCCUGGUUGCCGUCUGUGGCCGCGGCUGGCCCCGGCCGAGUGGCCGGGCGUCGCUGCAGCUGGCUCCGGUGGCCCUGUGGAGCAUGCCCCCGGUGGCCGUGUGGAGCAUGCCCCCGGUGGCCGUGUGACCGUUCGCUUCUCGUCGCAUAGUGCGAUCCGUGAGUUCCUUCCUCAGUCCCUCGUGUUGGAAUCGGCAGCAACUUGGGCGGAGAAGGGAGGAUGUCUUCUCCUAAGCUAUCGGUCGGUGUAGGGUUGUCAGGCGGAUGUGGUUGCCUACCAGUCACCAAGGGCUUCUUCGGCAACAGAAAGUUGGCAAUCCUAAUCAGAUUCUCAAAAAGGGAGAAUGGAGUUCAAGUGGAUUUGCACACUCGGGUUGCAGUAAUUCUAAAUCAAGACGCAAUCACUGAGAUGGGCUAUGGGCAUAGUUUCUGCAAUGAUUAUUCUAAGACUCAUAAAGAUGAGAAGAGGGAAGAGUUGUUCGAAAAUCUAAAACGUUGUGAUUCUAUUGGAUGGGAAGUUGAUGUUAUAGAUCCAUGGGAGCUAUCAGCUAAGAUGUUAAAGAGGAAAAGAAGAUUUGAUGGGGGAGAAAGUUUGUGGAAAAUAAAUAUGAGUUGAUGUAUGUAUAGUUUAUUUUGAAAAAACUUGUAUAACUUUUAGGAGUGUUGGACUUGUAACUUCUUGGAGUCUUGAAGAAUUGAUUUGUGGAACUUUGGAUUUGUAUUAUUGUAAAAUUGAUUUUAAAUAUUAAUAGAUUUAUAUAUUUGUUAAA